UAAAAGCGAAGUGAAGAAACUAUAGUUUGAAUGCUAUUUUCAUAGAAUUGACUGAAGUAAUAUGCAAUAUCCGGCACAUAAUUUCAUUUUUGUAAAUAUUUAAUUGUACACAAGCACAAGAAAUCGAAGUAUUAAGCGUGAUUUAAUGUUACGGAUUGUGGGAAAAUUGCUAUUCGUGACGUCAUGAACCACAAUGGCGCCUUUCUUGUGGUGCACAACAGCAAAGGCAGAAUCGUAUUUUAAAAGACAAUUUAUUCAAUAGAAUUUUUAAUACCCUAACAUCGAAACGUGAAAAGAAAUGCUCACAAAAUGUGCGACAUUUGUACGGAUAUGCUGGCUCUUCUCAAUAGCCAUGACGAGAAGGUGCAGUCUGGAGAAGGCUUACAGUUGACUAAAAGUGAUGUUAUAGCUGUUAUAUUUUUUGUUCAAGCAUGGCCACAGAGGCAAUGCACAUGCUGUUUUAAAGAAUUAAAGAAUUUUGAAAGACUCAACAACGUAGUCCAAGUAAUUCUAAACCUUGCUAUCAAGUACAUUCAAACAUUACCUGAAGACUACUUAAAAGAACAAGAAAGAGAAAAAGAGAAAGAGGCACAGAACAGUGAAGGAGAUGGAGGUGCAAACACAGAGGAAAAGCCCAAAAAUGAAUCCACUAUUUCUGUUGAGACUGGUAACCAAGAUGAUCCUAACAUAAACAUUUCUGAAGAUGAAGAAGAUAAAAAAGUUGACAAAACAAGAAAUGAUGACAAAAAAGUAGAACAAACAGAUGCAUCUCAAGAAAAGAAAAAAGAGAAAGUGGAAGAGGAAAGGGAAGGAAAAUCUAUAUCUGAAAACGAUGCUAAGGAUAAACUAGAACAGGAAGAAGAUGAAACAAAACAGGUUCAAGAGCUUGAGUAUUGGACUACUGAGGAUAAGGGAGGUCUUCUCCAGGUUGUGGCCAGAAUCUUCCUGAUGAACUUUCCACUGUACAUGGCCUAUAAGCAUACAUUUCACACUUCCCUGGAGGAGUUAUCUCAGCAAGAAGCGAAUGCACUAAAUAAUUAUUGUGAACUAUCGGACCCAGAGGUUCCAGUGUUCCUGUUGAGAAAUGUUUGUUUCUUCUGUGAUAGCAAUGGCCCUCAGUCUAUGCUACAUUGCUUUGAGAAGGCCAAACCAGACAACCUGCCCCUCCCUCUUGUGCAUACUCUGAUUACUAUUGUGUCCAAUNGUGAUGAUGAUGAGCUGUUGGAGGAGGCGUGUGAAAUUGCACGUGUCAGGCGGGAAAGACUAUUUCGAGAACGAUGCAAGAAAGCAUUACAUAAACGAGCUCAGAAAAUAACCCACAAGGCUAAAAUCACCAAACAGCGAGCUCAAAAGAAACAAAACUUGAAAAAUAUCAAUGGUAUCAAAAAGAGCAAAAAUACAGAUGGCAGCAAAGAAAAUGCCAGCUCCAAAAAGAUAACUGUGCAAAAGGAAAAAGAUGAAAGCAAAACUACGAAAAAGAGCCCUACUUCUCUUCCUUCAAGGAAACAGAAAAAGAACAAUAGAAAAACAACCAAGAAGGAAUCUGGUGCUAGUGCUCAUCGUUCAGAGGAUUUGAAGAAGCCCUUAAAUUCAGUGAGUGGGUUUGCCCUACCCCCAUACUGGGAGAAGCGCAGCCUUAGUGAGUCUGAUGUAAUGGUCAGUAGUAAACUGGCCAGAGAAACAGACCAGGAGGUGCUGCCCCCUGUCCAGUCCAGCGUGGACAGUGGAAGUGUGCGGACAGAAGUUUAUGAUUGCUCACAUAUAUUGCCAGGCCGAGUACAGAGGACACAGAGUAGUGAUUACCUAGAAGACAUCCUCAGCCCAGAUGAAGGUAGUUGUAAUAGCUCCAGAAUGAGCACCAAAUCAGAUAAAAACAUGGCAGACUUUGAUGGUGAAGAGAUGAUGAGUGAAGAAGAGCUGGCACACAUCAAUGCCGCAGCUUCCAUCAACAGCCACCAGCUCCAGCAACAUUUGGCCAGCAUGGCUGCAAUAUAUCCUGGCCAUUUACAGCAUAAUGUAAUUCCUCAAAGAGAAGGCAUCCAUGGGCCAGAAGACAGAGCUCGCCUUUGUAACAGCUUCUCGUUGGAGGACGUGUGUGAACCUGGAAAUACUUUGUUAUGGGAUCUUGUGCAAGAUGAGGAUGUGCAUUUGUUACCUGAGGGUCUGGCCUUGGAGGCAGAGAAAGCCCUGUGUACACUGGUGUGCUUUGCCACAGACAGGAGAAUUAGAAUGAAGUUCAUUGAAGCCUGCAUCAAUAAUGUGGCAAGACACAGAUCAGUUGUUGUCUCCUUGCGACUGUUGCCAAAGAUUUUUGCAUCAUUCCAGCAAUAUAGGAGUGGUAUAGACACACACUCUGUUGCAAUGUGGGCUGAAAGAGAACUUCAUAUGAUGAAGCAUUUCUUUAGUAAUUUGAUGUACAUAACCAACCGUGCCAAGAAAGGAAACUUGCCCUCAAAUGCUAUGUACUGCUACAGAGAGGAAAUUCAGGUGCGCCUGCAAUUUCUCACCUGUGUGUUUUCUACAAUGGGAACACCAGAGUCCUUCAGACUGAACCUAGAGCAGGUGGAUGUGUUGUGGAGUUGCCUGGUGUCUGAUCAAACAAUGAACCUGAACUUUGACCUCCAGGUGGCUGACGAGUGUCUAAACUGGUUUCUCAAUCAAGCCAAGAGCAAGGACCACCAUGCCUUAGGCUGGGACACACUCAAACAUAUCUUUAUGGAAAAGAUGCCUCUUUUGGAACCAGAGCACAUGAGUAUGACUGGCCUCAGUCUGUUCCAACAGCUGUGCCAUUUGGCAAGAAUUGCCAAUGCUUCUCUGGACCAACCACUCUCAGAGGAUGAAAUCUGUGGCAUGGACCAGCUGUGGGGUAUAGCUCUAAGAGCACAGAACACUGAUGUCAGCCUGGCAGCCAUACAGCAUCUCAACACUUACUAUAUCAACUAUGGGAAUGAAACACUGGAAAAGGAGGAAGAAUUCAUCAGUCGAUGCAUGGAGAGACUUGUCAGUGCAUCUCACAGGCUAAAAGAGAGCCCUGAAUCAGGGUUGCUCAUCAUUCAUCGAGGUCUCAUCUUGCUGAAGAACCACAUUGAUGGGUUCCGGCGCCGCUAUGCGUACCACUUGCGUAACUGGCAGCUGGAGAGCCAAGGUAUUCACAGCCACCAGAAGAGUCUUCAUGACAGGAGCUCGGCUCCCAUCAGAAUUGUCCUGCAACCAGCUGGAAUGCCUGAGAAGAUGACAUUGGAAAUGCUAUCCAGUGACUUGAUAGCUGAGUUGAGGGCAGAGGUCACUAAGUGCUGGGAGACACUGCAGAAACAACAGUCUAGUCAGAAGUUCAAACAACAAGGUCAAGGUCAAGCACAGGGCUCAGUGCUGACCCCUAUACUUGGUGCUAUGCUAGGUGAUGGACCAAUCAGAAUGUUGACUUUGGGCCAGGAACUAACUGUAGAUUUAGAUGAGAAGACACUAGCAGAGAUGCAGAUCAAAGACAUGCAGGUUGUGUUUGUUUCUGUUGGGGCAAGUCAUCGUCCACCCAGGAAGCAAGAUGGUAGCUCGCCAGCUUCCUUCCUUCCUCCACCACCAAAAGAGCGCCUGCCAAUGAUGUUAUUGCUCCAAGAUCCCCACUUUGAAAAUCUCUUUGAUUUGUUGCAACAGCUCAGUAAUUUAAAGUGCCAAAAUAAAGAUAUGGAUUCACAAGAGAAGUAUAGCCUCCAAACCAAGGCUAAAGUCCAGUCCAGGAAGGUCUGGGAGCUGCUCAUGUUACUGCCCACUAACCACAAGAUGUUGCAUGGAUUCAAGAGUGUGAUGAAUGCAGAUGAAUCCAGCCAAAGCAGUAUUAACUGGAGUGAGUUGUUGGAUGCCCACCACCCUCAGAAACUCAUGUAUUCCCUUCAGAUAGUGGAGGGUUUGUCCAAAGUUCCUAGAUAUAGGAGGAAGUCAAUUUUAAGUUCCUAUUCUGGAGCUGGAGACUCCCACCUCACUAGCACAGACUCAGAUUUAUCUGUAGAUUUAGGUGAUUUACCAGAAGAGAUUUGGAGUAAACAGUUUAUCUCCUGUGGUGGUCUGAAGCAUCUAUUCAGCAUAUUUCUGUCAAGCAGCCUACAGAUUAAAGACCAGGAAGAUUGGAAUGAGUGGAAUCAGGAAUGCUUGGCAUAUCUCUUAAGAUUGGUCAGCCAGUUUGCUAUCAACCAAUCAGAUGCUAGUUCUGAUGAAGUAUUUGAUGGCUAUGAAACGCCAAGGAAGAGAGCCAAGAGACAUAAGGGACAGGAAAACAUUGUCAUUCCAAAAUUGAAUCAUACCACACUGUCCAUGAUGGAGGUGGACCAUGUGAUCAAGAUCCUGAUGACCAUCCUCUAUGAUGCUGCAGUGCCCAGUGAAUCCAAGCAGUUCCAGGCAGGCUCAUGGGGGAGGGCAGAAGUGAUACACUACUCCCUGUCCUUCCUGGUCUCUUGGGCCUUCAGCUGCCCUGAUGUGCAGCCAGCACUGUGUGGAAAUGACAUGUUUCAAAACUGGCUGAAGAGACUCACUCUGGAAGCACCAGAGCCAAUAGUUCGCCAGGAGGCCUGUAGGGGGCUGUACAGGUUGUGUCUGGGUCAGACUGUAGAUGGCGUUACUGGGUACAGCUUCCUCAUGCCAGUGCUGGCAUCUCUCCUCCGCUUCCUUCCCGAGGCUGAGAUGAUGAAGCCUGCCCGGAAAGAGGUAGAACACCCUAAGGAUAAGGAGCCAUAUGGUCCUGGUUGCCGAGACUAUUUCUGGCUAACAUGUCGUCUGGUAGAGAGCAUGUCCAAAGAGGACGCUGCUAAGGCAGGAGAGCAGGACUGUUAUGUGGACUUGAACUCCCUGUUGGGGUAUAUCUCAGAGGCUCUGAAGAAGAGAGAGUACCAUGAAACCAGACAUAACUCCAUAGAGGAUGAUGGACUGAUAGGGCUGCUCAACCUGGCCACUGCCAUUUGUAAACAUAACCCUGCAUUUAAGUCUACUCAGAAAGGACAGGAGUUUCUGUACAAUGUAUUCUGGAACCUGUUUUCCCUUCCUAACACUGGUCAGCGGUACUUCCCCAAGUGUAAAACCCAGGCCUCCAGGUCUGCCGUCUUUGAUUUCAUGGUGGAACUGGUGAAAGGAAACCUGGACAAUUAUACCUUUCUACAUGAGAUGAUUAUGAAACAACACACAAAAGAUGCUCAUGCUCCCUAUCCCUGGGAUUACUGGCCACAUGAGGAUGAGCGGUCACUGUCUGGCUAUGUAGGGCUGACCAAUCUUGGGGCCACCUGUUAUAUGGCCACCUGUAUGCAGCACUUGUUUAUGAUUCCACAGGCAAGGCAGUCUGUCUUGGAGGCAAAGUGUACCCAUGACAACACAUAUGAGGGCACCUUGAUUGAACUACAGAAGAUGUUUGCUUACCUCAUGGAAAGUGAGAGGAAGGCCUACAAUCCCAGAAGUUUCUGUAAAGUCUACACCAUGGAUAAACAACCUCUGAAUACAGGAGAGCAGAAAGACAUGACAGAGUUCUUCACAGAUCUCAUCAGUAAACUGGAGGAGAUGUCUCCAGAGUUGCAAACUCUUGUGAAGAACUUGUUUGGGGGCAAACUGACCAAUAAUGUUGUUUCUCUGGACUGCCCCCAUGUCAGCAAGACUAUUGAGGAAUUCUAUACUGUAAGGUGCCAAGUUGCUGAUAUGAAAAACCUUUAUGAGUCCCUUGAUGAGGUGACAGUAAAGGACACACUGGAGGGAGACAACAUGUAUACUUGCUCAAACUGUGGCAAAAAAGUUAGGGCUGAAAAAAGGGCAUGCUUCAAGAAACUUCCCAAGAUUCUUUGCUUCAACACCAUGCGAUAUACAUUCAAUAUGGUGACCAUGCUGAAAGAGAAGGUCAACACACACUUCUCCUUCCCACUGAGACUGGACAUGUCACCCUACAUGGAGAAGACACUGAUGGGACCAGAAAGAGCAAAAGAUGAGGAUGUGGAGAAGAAACCCCAGGACAAGGUGGAGGAAGAAACAGACAGUGACACAGAGGCCGAGAGGGAAGGUUAUGACUAUGAACUGAUUGGAGUGACUGUUCAUACAGGGACAGCAGAUGGUGGCCAUUACUAUAGCUUUAUCAGGGACAGGGUCCACCAGUCUGAUAAUGGUCAGGAUAGAUGGUAUCUCUUUAAUGAUGCUGAAGUGAAACCAUUUGAUCCUGCCCAGCUGGCCACAGAGUGCUUUGGAGGAGAAAUGACAAGCAAGACUUAUGAUACCAUGACAGACAAGUUUAUGGACUUUUCUUUUGAAAAGACCAACAGUGCAUACAUGUUGUUUUAUGAGAGAAUGAAGCCCCAGGCCUCUAAUGUACAGGUGGAGCAGACUGUGUUACCAAGGUUUAAUUUUGAGCUAGGCAAGGAACUGGCAGAUUGGAUUUGGCAGGAUAAUAAACAGUUUAUCCAAGACAAGAACUUGUUUGAACACACAUAUUUUGGGUUCAUGUGGCAGAUCUGUGCCUAUCUCCCUACAACCCUACCCAAGGACAAUCCAGAGGUUCCUUUACUCGCUGCCAAACUCAGCACAUCUUUUGUGCUGGAAACUUUCAUUCAUGCCAAAGAAAAGCCAACUAUGUUGCAGUGGAUAGAGCUUUUGACCAAACAGUUCAAUUCUUGCCAUGCAGCUUGUGAGUGGUUCCUGGACACCAUGGCUGAAGAUGACUGGUGGCCACAGCAAAUACUCAUCAAAUGCCCCAACCAAACAGUUAGACAGAUGUUUCAGAGAUUACUUAUACAUGUGAUAACACAGCUCAAGCCAGUUCAUGUUAGUUUGUACUUGUUGCCAUUAGGAGAAAGUGAUGAAGUUGAUGUGGACAAGAUAGGAAGCAAGUCAUGUGUGACCAGAUUCAUCAGAAAUAUGCUUGCCAUUACUGAGCAAGGUGCUCGUCCCAACAGCAAGCACCUGACAGAGUACUUUGCCUUCCUGUGUGAGUUUGCCAAAAUGGGAGAAGAAGAGAAGAUGUUCCUGCUCAACACUGGUGCUAUCUCUACCCUGAUCCACUUCUAUCUGGGACAGAAAUCUCAAGAACAAUAUGUUGAGAUCCUAUCAGAUGAAGAUGAGGAAGAAGAAGUGAUAACCCUGUCUGAGGGAAAGUACCGUCCUCCAUCUCUAGACAAAAUGAUCAAUCUCAUUGCCAUGUUGGUGGAGAGUGCAAGAGGAGAGGACAACCAGCUCCAUCUAUUGGAAAAGGAUUACAAUGCUCUUCUUGGAGGAAAGGGCUAUCCGUUCCUGUUUAGUCAAAUCCGAGACAGUAUUAACCUGCGCCAAACCUGUAACCUUAUCUUCAGUUUGUGCAGGUGGAAUGACAGACUUGCUGCUCAGACCAUACACAUGAUAUUCACUGCCAUUACUAAGCUGAACCAGGAGUAUGCUCAGCCAUUCUUCAAGAUCUUGUCUAUGUUGGUGGAGUUUAUUGGGGGACCACCCGGGAUGCCAUCUUUUACACAAUAUGUGCUGCACAAGUUCUGGGAUGUGUGUGAGUACUGCCCCCAGCAGUGUCUGGAGUGGAUGUCCACCCAGGUGACCAGGAACAAGCUAGCCCAUAGUUUUGUCCUCCAGCACAUGAGUGGGUGGGUGGAGCACUAUCUGCUGGCACACAGUAAUGCUAGGGUCAGGAAUGCUGCUGCCCUACUGUUGGUGUCUCUGGUCCCCAGCCCUCACUUCAGACAGGCCUACAGAUCUGCCAGGAGUAUCCUCAGUCCACACAAGGAAAUCUCUAUGGGUCACGAGGCUCUGGCUGUGCUGCACCAGAUAUACAUGGAGCUCCUGAGACUGUUGAGCAAAGCCAAGCAUUAUGUUGAUGCCACAACCUACAGUACCACACAGCUGAUGUCUUAUUUUGCUCUCAUGACCUACUGCCUGGUGUCUAAACAGGAGAAACUCAUGUUUUCCCCUUUCUUCCUGGACCUGUGGCAGCUUUUCCAGCCCAAGCUGUCAGAGCCCCCUAUAGCAGUUAACCACAACAAGCAGGCCUUGCUGUUGUUUUGGUACCAGGUGUGUAAUGAGACCCAGGAGAACAUACGGCUCAUCACCUCCAACCCUCAUGUCACCAAGAACAUUGCAUUUAACUAUAUACUUGCAGACCAUGAUGACCAAGAGGUUGUCAUAUUCAACAGAUGUAUGCUGCCUGCUUACUAUGGGAUAUUAAGGAUGUGCUGCCACGUGUCCCGUAACUUCACAAGGCAGCUUGCCCAGCACCAGAACAUACAGUGGGCUUUCAAAAAUAUCACCCCAUAUCCAGCUCAGUACACAGCUGCUGUUGAAGAGUUGUUCCGACUCAUGAAACUCAUGGCGACCAAGUAUCCUGAGAGCACAGAGGAUGAAGUGAAGGCUGUUACCCAUUUCAAACGUGUCACACUGCAGAUGUACCUGGAGACUUUGGACUCCCGGACUCAGUGGCAGACCAUGAUCAUGGCCAUGAAAACUUUAGUGGAUACUAUAGAUGACAAGCUGUUGGUGCUGUAUCAGAAUGGGUUGUCCAUGAUUGCUGAGGCAUUCCAGAUGUUGCAUAUGAUGUACCAUGAGGCCACAGCCUGCCAUGUGACUCAGGAUCUGGUGGACCUCCUUACUAUACUGCUGGGAGUAUUGAAAACUGCCAGACAGUAUGUGGACAGGAGACAUGCAGAAGUGAAGAGCUGCCUCCACAGUUGGAAGGAUCGUAUGGAUCUGGUGAGGAAGCUGUUGACCCUACUCAAUGCUUACACCCCUCCAGAAAUAAGACAGGUGGCAGUGGAUGUUUGUAAAGAGAUGCUGCUUCUGUACCAGAGUGAGUGUCUGCAGACUGUGGUACCCAUCCUUUCUCACGCACAUAGUUCAUUCCAGGAAAAUAACGUACCAAUCAACAUGGGACCAUUCUUUCCAAGAAGGGGCCAAAAACUGUUAUCUUCCAAGUCUAAUGUACGCCCACCGCGGCCACAGUUCCAGAUGCUCCUGCAUAACAACCAGCUGGAGGCUACAAAGGGUGUGGAUGAAUCCUAUGACCAGGCCCUCCAGGAGUUCUUCUGGCCGUACUUCAGCUUUGUUGACUUGAUCUGCAGGGUGGCAGUCAACCAGGAGAAUAUGACAGAGAUGGUCAUCAACCUUAGUAAGUAA
Lingula anatina is the source of this 9108-nucleotide messenger RNA. RefSeq names its product ubiquitin carboxyl-terminal hydrolase 34. Gene Ontology annotation, molecular function: cysteine-type deubiquitinase activity. Gene Ontology annotation, biological process: protein deubiquitination. NCBI's taxonomy places the organism in Eukaryota, Metazoa, Brachiopoda, Lingulata, Lingulida, Lingulidae. Gene Ontology annotation, cellular component: cytosol; nucleus. The record is from RefSeq and is a predicted model, not a curated record.